AUGUCUGGCCCCACGCCAGCGAGCCAGUGGGAACUGGAUCUGCAGACCUCCAUCACUGGGAGUCGGUGGUCCAUUAUCAUCUCCUCUGUUAGGAAGCUGAUUAAAUCUGCUCCACUGAUAGAACACCAAAAAACAAUAUAUCGAUGGUACAUGGUCCCACUACGUUUAUAUAAAAUAUAUCCCCACACGUCCGUGACGUGUUGGAGAUGCAAACAAGAUAAAGGGUCAGUUCUUCACAUUUGGUGGAGGUGUCCACGCCUAAUCAGGUAUUGGGAGGACACCCAAAAGAUUAUUGUUGAGGCCACUGGCAUUCAGAUACCCUUUGAUCCCAAGAUCUUUCUACUACUAGACAUUCCCAAGGGAAUACCCACAAAAUCAAAGAAACUGAUGUACCAUGUCCUGCUAACUGCGCAAAAACUGAUAGCGCAACGCUGGAAGAUGAAUGAGACCCCUAGCAUUCCCAAUCUCAUUCAGGAA
Pelobates cultripes (western spadefoot toad) is the source of this 477-nucleotide messenger RNA. The record is from the annotation of a GenBank genome assembly. Lineage: Eukaryota; Metazoa; Chordata; Amphibia; Anura; Pelobatidae.